AUGUCGUACAUUGUCCCCAUUCACCGGCCCAGCAGCAUUCGCCUGGCCAUUUCAAGCCGCCUGUGGCCAGACGAGGAUGUGCUGGUUACUGCCAAGGUCAAUCGGCUUGAGAUCUCGCGCCCCACCUCAGAAGGCUUGACUCUGUUGAGCUCAUCCGUCGUUUGCGGCACCAUCACCCUCCUACAAACCCUCCGACCCAAAGCGUCCGAGACCGACAUUCUGUUCGUCGGUACCGAUCUCUUCCACUACUUCACUGCGCGAUGGGACCCCACAACGGGCAAGCUCGUCACAGAGCAGGUCAUCCAGGACAUUGCAGAGCCGCACAUGCGCGAGGCCCAGAGCCAGGACAAGUGCCUCGUCGAUCCCGCGGGCAGGUUCGUCGCCAUGCACCUGUGGGAGGGCGUCAUGAACAUCAUGCAACUGGGCACGCGCAAGGGCGCAAACUUGAGGCUUGAUAAAGACUGGGCUCAGGUUCGCCUCUCCGAACUGUUCAUGAAGGCAAGCACCUUCGUGCCCACGGAGACGGGACAUCCGACCAUCGCCUUUCUCUACCAGAAUUCCAUCGAUAGGGAGGAUGCGCAUCUGGCCGUCUACAGGCUCAUGGAGGACGGCAACACCAACGUUUCCAAGUUCGACCCUUUGAAGAACCGGGAGCUCGAGCUCGAGAUUCCCGACCCGUUCGCCAGAACACUCAUCCCAGUGUCGAUAGUCGAAUCAGACGUGAAGCGUUACCAUCGCCGCGACACAACAAAUGCCAGCGCGCAGCUUGGAGGAUUGAUCGUCGCUGGUGAGACAAUGCUUAUCUAUGUUGAUACCCUGACGAAGGUCAAGAUUAGCAAGGCACUCGACGAACCCAGGAUCUUUGUUUCGUGGGCCAAGUACGAUGUUACACGAUACCUUCUCGCCGACGACUACGGAAACCUACACCUGCUGACGCUCGAGGUCGACGGCGUCAUCGUGACUGGACUGUCGCUCAAGACGAUUGGAAAGACAUCACGAGCUUCGUGUCUGGUCUAUAUGGGCAACGAGAUUCUGUUCCUGGGAUCACACCAUGGAGAUUCCCAGCUCUUCACGCUUGACCUGUGCGCUCAGACAAUACGGCUGAUCCAAACAAUACCAAACAUCGCCCCAAUCCUCGACUUCUCCAUUAUGGACCUGGGCAACGCCGGCGACAGUGGGGUUGGAAACGCUUUCUCGUCUGGACAGGCCCGCAUUGUGGCGGGCUGCGGUGUGCACCACAACGGUAGCCUGAGGAGCAUCCGAAGCAGCGUCGGCUUGGAGGACAUUGGAAUAUUAGAUGGCAUACAGGAUGUCCGUGGUCUAUUCUCGCUCAAGUCAUAUGGGUCUGAAAAGGUUGACACGCUUGUCGUCUCGUUCAUAACAGAGACGAGGGUCUUCAAAUUCGAUGCCGACGGCGGCGUCGAAGAGCUGGCGGACUUCCAGGGUCUCACACUUGACCAGCCGACUUUGUUCGCAGGCUCAUUAGCCAACGGCCACACGCUGCAAAUUACGGCUUCCUCCGCGCUUCUUCUAGACUCGGAAAGCGGUGUUACGAUAAAUUCCUGGACGUCAUCCAACGGGGGAAGUAUCGUCAAUGCUUCUGUCAACGAGAAGUAUGCACUUUUAUCUGUCGGCGGAAGCACCCUCGUGUCCUUGAAUCUGACUCAAAACUUUGAUGUACGAGAGCAAGCACUGGGCGACGGUAUCGGGGGCGACGGCAGCCAGAUCUCGUGCAUUCACGCAUCGCGAGACUUCCCUGAUAUCGGCGCUAUUGGCUUUUGGUCGACAGGCUCCGUGUCGGUCAUCAACCUCGGAACACUGCAAGCACUCCAUGGCGAAAGCAUCAAACAGAACGACGACAACGUCUCUGUUCCUAGGGAUCUCGCUUUGGUCCAGCUGCACCCGCCUCAGCUCGCAGGCCCCACGCUAUUCGUUUCUCUUGAGGACGGCCAAGUGGUUUCAAUCAACGUCUCAAAAGAUGACUAUUCUCUUACGGCGAGGAAAAGUGUCACGUUGGGGAGCAGGGAGGCAGGCUUGCAUGUGCUGCCGCGACCGGGUGCCCCUGGUCAGAGCAAUGUGUUUGCGACGACCGAACAUUCGAGCUUGAUUUACAGCUCUGAGGGCCGGAUCAUCUACUCGGCUGCCACCGCCGAGGACGUGACUCACAUUGCGCCGUUUGAUUCUGAGGGGUUUCCCGAUGCCAUCUUUUUAGCUACUGACAAGAAUGUUCGUAUCGCCAACGUGGAUACCGAACGCCGGACUCACGUCAACCCCCUUCAUAUCGGUGAGACUGUGCGGCGGGUGGCUUACUCUCCGGCACUGAAGGCAUUCGGUAUCGGCACCAUCCGAAAAGAGCUUCUGCACGACGAAGAGAUUGUCUCAAGUGCCUUCCAGCUCGUAGACGAGAUUGUGCUCGGUAAGGUCGGCAGGCCCUUUGCCCUUGGCGGAGAAGCCUCUGUGGAGCUGGUUGAGGCUGUGAUUCGAGCCGAACUCGACGACAGUACAGGGCAGCCCGCCGAGAGAUUCAUAAUUGGCACAAGCUAUCUCGCAGACCCUGACGUCAACGAUAGUGGCGACGUCAAGGGUCGGAUUUUGGUGCUUGGUAUAGACUCUGACAGGAACCCCUACCUCAUCGUCAGCCACGAACUGAAGGGUGCUUGCCGAUGCCUGGGUGUGAUGGGAGACAAGCUUGUGGCGGGCUUGAGCAAGACGGUGGUAGUAUACGACUACAUCGAGGAUUCGACGACAUCUGGAAAGCUUGAGAAGCUGACGACAUUCCGGCCCUCGACAUUUCCCGUUGAUCUCGACAUAUCAGGCAACAUGAUUGGAGUGGCUGAUUUAAUGCAGUCCAUGACCCUGGUCGAAUUUGUACCAGCAAAAGACGGCCGCAAGGCCAAACUAAUAGAGAGGGCACGACACUUUGAAUACAUCUGGGCCACAGCAGUGUGCAGCUUGGGCGAGGAAUCCUGGCUGGAGGCGGACGCGCAGGGAAACCUCAUGAUUUUGGAACGUCAGCCGGACGCGCCGACUGAGCACGAUCAGAAGCAGAUGCGCACAACGAGCGAGAUGCACCUGGGCGAGCAGGUGAAUAAGAUCCGCCCGCUCCAGAUUACGGCGACAGAGAGCGACAUUAUUGUCCCAAAGGCCUUCCUCGCAACGGUCGACGGUUCUCUCUAUGUCCUUGCCAAUAUCAGUGCUGAGUACCAGAGCAUCCUGCUGCCCUUCCAGGAACGACUGGCUGGGAUCGUGCGCUACCUCGGCCAAGCCGCGCCCGAAGACAACGAGGGACCCUCGUUUAGCCAAUGGCGGGGAUUCAGAAACGCAAAGAGGAUGGCGGGAGCGCCGUUCAGAUUUGUGGACGGAGAGCUGAUUGAGCGGUUCUUGGACUUGGAUGAACUUAGACAAGAAGCUGUUGUGGAGGGAUUGGGACCGUCUGUCGAAGCGAUGCGGAACAUGGUUGAAGAGCUCAGAAGGAUGCACUAG
Molecule: messenger RNA, 3483 nt
Organism: Verticillium nonalfalfae
Lineage: Eukaryota; Fungi; Ascomycota; Sordariomycetes; Glomerellales; Plectosphaerellaceae
Exons: 3
Coding region: 1-3483 (1160 amino acids)
Biological process (GO): proteasome-mediated ubiquitin-dependent protein catabolic process; DNA repair
Cellular component (GO): nucleus; site of double-strand break
Molecular function (GO): nucleic acid binding; protein binding
Source: RefSeq, a predicted model, not a curated record